Messenger RNA from Dama dama (fallow deer), 4246 nucleotides. RefSeq names its product Yip1 domain family member 5 (gene YIPF5). Gene Ontology annotation, cellular component: trans-Golgi network; membrane. The record is from RefSeq and is a predicted model, not a curated record. Lineage: Eukaryota; Metazoa; Chordata; Mammalia; Artiodactyla; Cervidae. The transcript has 6 exons. Gene Ontology annotation, biological process: regulation of ER to Golgi vesicle-mediated transport; vesicle fusion with Golgi apparatus; endoplasmic reticulum to Golgi vesicle-mediated transport. The coding region runs from base 151 to 924 and encodes 257 amino acids.
UGCGUGAGCGGGCGUGCCCCGGAAGUAGUUCUUUGCCCUUCUGACACGUAGUAACCGGCCCGGUACAGGGUCCUUAGCUGAGUUUGGGGGGUUUAGGGGGGCUGCCAGAGCUACCGCCGCCGCCGCUGCUUCCACGUUUGAUCAUUUGCAAUGUCAGGCUUUGAUAAUUUAAACACGGAUUUCUACCAGACAAGUUACAGCAUCGAUGACCAGUCACAGCAGUCCUACGAUUAUGGAGGAAGUGGAGGACCCUAUAGCAAACAGUAUGCUGGCUAUGACUACUCGCACCAAGGCCGGUUUGUCCCUGCAGACAUGAUGCAGCCACAACAGCCAUACACCGGGCAGAUUUUCCAGCCAACUCAGGCAUAUACUCCAACUACAUCUCAGCCAUUCUAUGGAAACAACUUUGAAGAUGAACCACCUUUAUUAGAAGAAUUGGGUAUCAAUUUUGACCACAUCUGGCAAAAAACGCUGACAGUUUUACACCCCUUGAAAGUAGCAGAUGGCAGCAUCAUGAAUGAGACUGAUUUGGCAGGACCAAUGGUUUUUUGCCUUGCUUUUGGAGCUACAUUGUUACUGGCUGGCAAAAUCCAGUUUGGCUACGUAUAUGGGAUCAGUGCAAUUGGAUGCCUAGGAAUGUUUUGUUUAUUAAACUUAAUGAGUAUGACUGGUGUUUCAUUUGGUUGUGUGGCAAGUGUCCUUGGAUAUUGUCUUCUUCCUAUGAUCCUGCUUUCCAGCUUCGCAGUGAUAUUUUCUUUGCAAGGAGUGGUAGGAAUCAUCCUUACUGCUGGGAUUAUUGGAUGGUGUAGUUUCUCUGCUUCCAAAAUUUUCAUUUCUGCAUUAGCCAUGGAAGGACAGCAACUUCUAGUCGCAUAUCCUUGUGCUUUGCUAUAUGGAGUCUUCGCCCUAAUUUCCGUUUUUUGAACUGAAUUUAUCUGGGAUGUGGACAUCAUUGGGCCAAGUAAUGAAAAGGACUUUGAACUCUUCAAUCGGACCAGCAAACGGCUACAGUGCAACUCUCAUGCAGAUCUAAUGUUUGACUCUUGGAGCAGUGGAAGUGAAUAAGUAUCUUUUGUUCAUUUUUAUAGAACUUUUGAAUACUAUAUUGGAUUUAUGCAGUAUGACUAGUUUUAAAAGGUGUUUGUGCUUAUACAAAUAAGAAGUGCUAUUUCUUUCCUGUUCCUGCAGCCUUAGAAAAACAACUUUUUCCCUUGCUAAUUGUAUAUUAUGGUGGUUUUGAUAGAUUUUUAUCAACUGUGGGAAACUAACCACAGAGAUGAUAUCUUAAAAACAAUCCAUAGUAGAGAAGACACAGGACUUACUGGAGAAAUACUUUCCCAAGGAAUUAGGAAAGAAAACUUGCCUGUAUUGUCAAGUCAGAUGCAAUUGAAGCCAAAAAGUGAUCCCAAUGUAAAGUUUUAUGAGUUUGCACUUCAGAAAUUUGACGUUCCUCUGAGUUAUUUUAUGGAAUUUUGGCUAAAAUUCAGCAAUACAGGUAGUUCACAGUCUACCUUAUUGUGGACAUGGAAUGGAAUAUCUAUUUAAAUAUUAACAUUAACUAAAACAUAGUGACCUAGACUGGCCACAUUAAUGUUAUAGUUGGAUUUCCAUGUUUCCCAGGAAAAAGAAAAUCACUAACCAUUUUUGAGGAAAAUACUUAAAAUGUCACAAUUUCAGUAUUGCAGUUCCCAAUGUAAAGUGCGUUUGAUGCUUACUGAUUAAAAUUUUCCCAAUUAAUUUAAAUUGUGUUGUUGAGUUUACUUUUGCAAAACCAAGAUUUUCGGUGUUCCUUUUUAUUUAAUUAGGCUCUGAUUUUGACUUGUAUUCCCAAUUUAUUCUAAGCUUUAGGAAUAGUGGUCAUCUAGUACAGAAUAAAAAAAAAAGUGAGAUUGAACAAAAAGCAGUUUGUUUUGAGCUACAACAUUAUUUUCUUGUAUUAAACUUAUUUCAUUAAUGUCAUGCUUGCAUUUAGAAAAAUCUAUAAGGAAAUACUGUAUCUUGUGUACUGAUUGGCUUUUUCUAGAGAAACUGCUUCUGAUUUUGGACAAAGCUCAGUUAUGAGAAAGGUGCCAUACUGGGAGGAAGUAUUGCUUUUUUUCUUUUUCUUUUCUUUUAAGAAGAGACUUUUAGACUAAAAAGAAAUGCCAAGCUGACAUAUUCUCAGUUCUUUUUUAGAGCUAGUUUUCAACCAUAAGAGAUUGAAAUAAUAUAAACAUACUACUUAUAAGAAGAUCAUGAUUUCUGAUCUCAAAUUAUGAAUUUGUUUUUCUUCAUUAAUAUUUAAUCUUCUGGAGGAGUGCAGUCACUAAUAAUUAGGUUUUGGCUGGGUUUUUAAACUUACCAAAUUGUUUUAGAAUAUUGUUAUUACAGUCCUUGGAUAGUAUUUUUUUUUUUUGCCUUUUCAAUUCAUUUUAUAAAUGUAAACAGUUCUUCCUAAGAUGAAUGUCAUGGGUGCCUUCUGUUAGUAUCAAGUUAUUCCUAAUGAAGAGGGCAGAUGAUGUGCAGGGUGUUAAAAUCUUCCACUGUUGGUUAAACUUAAGACCAUUAAUCUUCAGCCAGAUUCCCCAAAUGAAUCAAAUUGUUUUCUUAUUUUUUGCCUCCACCUCCAACAAAAUAACCUUUACCUUAGUGAUGUAGAGAUUUUUGUUGUUAGCUGGCUUUUAUUUAACCCAAAAUAAUCAGUUGUAAAGCUAUUUUAUAUCUAGCUAUUUUGUCAAAACAGCUAUACAGUGGAGUUGCCUUUGAUAUAAGUAAGAGUUGAGCUCUCAAAUAUGCUUGUUUACAUGAAGAGUCAUAUGUAGCCAAAAUUUCCCCUUUGUAAAACUCAAAUCAAAAAUACAGUAUAUAUAGCCAUAUUUGUGCAUACUUAAAAAACAAAUAUACUGUGUCUCAAGAAUACUAUGUGGUAACUUUUUUCUACUGGUUCAGUUAAGUGUCAGGAAGAGCAUAUGGUUUGCUUUUACACCCAUUUUAUGCCAAAACAUGCUUGUACCUUUAAAUACUGGAGAUGCUCACAGCAUUACUAAAAGCUUGCCUGUUCACUGUCUCUGAGUAAAACUGUCUGGGAGUGGAGUUUGCAGGUUCACUCACUCAAGCUAGUGUGUCGUUUAUGCAAGCAUGUGUAUGCCAAGGACGUGUAGUUGAUUUUACAUAUAGUGUAAAUGUGUAUUUUACAACUUUGCUGUAAUACUGCAUUUACCAAUGGAUGUUUCACAAGCUGUAUAACAAAGCUUAUAGAGAUAGGCAUUCUUUCACCAGAUAUAGUUAUGCAGAUAAUGAAAAAAUCUGUAAAUCUUUAAAUACUAACUAUCCUCAGAUGCUGCCCAUCCAAUCAAAGAGAAUUGUUUAAAAUAUAUCUGAUGACCUGAUCAUUGGAUAGGAUCUAAGUACUAUGCAUAUGGCAUUUUACAACUCUAAUAGGCAUUGCUCAACUCAGAUAUACUAAGUAUAUCAAAAUAUACUUAUAAAAUAUACUAAAUAUUCUCAAAACUAAGGACAGUUAUCUCUAUAAUGUUAUCUUACAGGAUAUUCUUAUGCAAUCAUGAAGAAUUAUGGGCAUCACAAUAACAUUUUGAGAUCUGCCUGUUUUCAUAUAGAGCAGGUCUAAUGUAAUGACUCAGACAAUUUGCUUAACUUGCCCUGUGGGAGGAAAAAUAUAUAAGUGACACAGUGCUUGGCCUUUCAUAAAGUAGGGCCAAUGGUUUUCCAAAAACUCAGUACACAGAUCAUAGCAUGAAUAGAAUAGCAUUGGGCCUUCCUUCAAAACUUUACCUAGAGCAAACUUCCUCCCCAAAUCGUGGCCCCAAAUGAAAUUAUCCUCCCAAGUAUCCACUGAUUCAUUUUGUAGUGUCAGAUUCCAAUUACUGGUCACCAAACGAACUCACUUAUUAAAAAUCUUAAUUUAUUUGGGAAAAAAGCUUAAAGUUAUUUCUCAAGCAAUUUGUAUCUAAUAAUAUGCUUAUUUCAAAAUAACUUUAAGAAUGAAACAUUUAGUAUCAAGGCAAAAACAUAAGUACCUUUUCAAAUAUAGUAAUUUAUAAUGAGUUUCUUUUUUUCUUUUUAGGAUGUAUUUAGGGUUUGGGAAAAAGAGUGGCAAUAACAAGAUAUCAAGGUUGAUUGGAAAUACCAUAAGGAAAAAUUGGUUUCUAUACUUUAAUGAAUAGAUAAGUAUGAUCUGUCAUUCACUUGUCAAGCAUAUAGUGUUUCCUUUCAAACAUCUUAAAUAAAGCCUGUCCUCACCACUUUC